CGCCAUUGUGUUCUAAAAUUUUGGCACCAGAAACUUUUGAAAAUCCCCAAAAUUCGAUUUUGUGUUCUCUUCUUAUUGAUUUUAGGGUUUUCAAGACUCUCGCGAUAAGCUCUGAGAUCUAUAGUUUUUUUUUUAAGCUGAUUUUGUUUCCUCGAUUUGGACUCACAUGGCGAGUGAAACCCUAGAUGAGAAGAUACCGGAGGUCGAAUCUCCGGCGAAGGAGGAAUUAGGUGGUGGAGAUGGAUCUAAGGCGAAAGAAGAAGCGGAUCCCUCGAGAAUUGACGAGGCGGAGAAGAAGGAAGAGGUAGAAGAGGAGGAGGAAGAAGGGAGUGGGAGUAAGAAGGGUUCGGAGGCGGUGACUCCGAGUAGCGAUAGGCCAACGAGGGAGAGAAAGCAAGUUGAGCGUUUCUCUUCGUCUGGUCCUGUUCGAGUUACGCCGAGCAAGUCCGUUUCGAUUGAAAAGGGUCGUGGAACACCGCUCAAGGAGAUUCCAAAUGUUGCUCAUCAACUAUCUAAGAGAAAAGCUGACGACAACCUGAUGUUGCUACACACCAUUCUGUAUGGGAAGAAAGCAAAGGCACAAAUGGUUAAGAAAAACAUUGGUCAGUUUUCUGGCUUUGCAUGGUCAGAGAAAGAGGAGGAGAAGCAAAGAGCACGAGUAAAGGAGAAACUUGACAAAUGCGUAAAAGAAAAAUUAAUCUUCUUCUGUGACAUACUUGAUAUAUCUAUUAACAGAAGCAGCAUAAGAAAAGAAGAAGUAGCUGUCAAAGUGCUUGAAUUUUUGGAAUCUCCCAAGGCAACAAGAGAUGUUAUACUUGCUGAUCGUGAAAAGCAAGCUAAAAAGCGCAAGAGCACACAAAGAAAGGGGAAAUCUGGAGAAUCUUCGGAAACCCCAGCCAAGAGGAAAAGGCAAACAAAAAAGCGAGAUCAGCCAUCUGAGGCAGAAGAAGGCAAAGAUGAGGGUGAUUCUGAUUCUGAAGGUACUAAGGAUACUCAUGAAGAAGAUGAUGCAGCACGAGAAGAAGAAGAAAGUGACCAUGAAAAGGCUGGAACUGAAGAUGAGAGAGACGAAGAAGAAGAUGAAAAGCCAUCUGCUAAGAAAAUUUCGUCGAAAAAGACUGAAGAGAAGAGCUCAGGGACCAAAGGUAAGGAGAAACAAGCUUCUGCCAAAGGUUCUAAAAAAUCGGGUGAAAAGUCCUCCAAAAGAGUUGCCAAGUCAACUUCAUCCCCAGCCAAGAAGCAAAAAGUUGAUCACGAAGAGUCUUCUAAAGGGAAAAGCAAGAAACAGUCAACUAAGACACAGGCAAAGGGAUCUAAAGAAAAAGGAAAAGCCAUUAAGAAAGGCAAAGCAGAGCCAACCAGAGAAGAGAUGCUUGAAGUGGUGAUCAAAAUGCUGAAGGAAGUAGACUUCAAUACGGCAACAUUAUCGGAUAUUCUGAAGAAGCUAAGCAAGCAUUUCGGUGUUGAUCUCUCGCAUAGAAAACCAGAGGUUAAGGCUGUUAUCACAGAUGCUAUAAGUGAAAUGAGUGAAGAAGAAGAGGAAGAGGAGAACUCCGAGGCUGGAAGCGACGAAGAGAAGGAAGAAGAAAAAGAUGAGGCUGAAAGUGACAAAGAGAAGGACGAAGAAGAGGAAAAAGCUGAGGCUGAGAGUGACAAAGAGAAGGAAGAAGAAGAAAAAACUGAGGCUGAGAGUGACAAAGAGAAGGAAGAAGAGGAAAAAACUGAGGCUGAGAGUGACAAAGAGAAGGAAGAAGAGGAAAAAGCUGAGGCUGAGAGUGACAAAGAGAAGGAAGAAGAAGAGGAGAAGCCAAAGGAUUGAGGUUAGUGAGUUUCUUCUCUCGAGAUCUGAUGUGAAGAGGAAUCAAAACUAAUCAAACACUGUGAAAGUGACAACGAGAGUGUUGAAUCUGUACUUUGUACUACUAUGUAAUCUCUAUAGUUUCAUUCAUGUAGUGACUUCUUGUGUAGCUGUUAGGUGUUUUUUCCUAAUCCUUGUUCUAUAUGUUACCCUUGACAGCAAAUUUUAUUUUUUAUGGGUUUAAGACUAUUUAUCAUUAUAGCC
Messenger RNA from Eruca vesicaria subsp. sativa (arugula), 2062 nucleotides. NCBI's taxonomy places the organism in Eukaryota, Viridiplantae, Streptophyta, Magnoliopsida, Brassicales, Brassicaceae. The record is from the annotation of a GenBank genome assembly.